Messenger RNA from Ruditapes philippinarum (Manila clam), 483 nucleotides. Its product is annotated as neprilysin-11-like. Lineage: Eukaryota; Metazoa; Mollusca; Bivalvia; Venerida; Veneridae. Gene Ontology annotation, cellular component: plasma membrane. Gene Ontology annotation, biological process: protein processing. The record is from RefSeq and is a predicted model, not a curated record. Gene Ontology annotation, molecular function: metalloendopeptidase activity.
GUAUAUGAACUAUGGUGGUAUUGGGGCCACAAUCGGUCAUGAAAUCGCACAUGGAUUUGACAAUAUAGGAUUACGAUUUGAUAAAGAUGGUGCUAAUCAGAGGUUGUGGUCAAAAGAAGACAUGAAUGAAUUUAGCAAAAGAGCUCAGUGUUUCGUAGAUACGAUCAGCAACAUCACCGUACCUGGGACUGGUGGAUUGAAGGUAUUGUGCACGCUCACGCACACACACACACACGCAUUUUUUAAAUUUUGUUUUGAAGAGUCUUUUUUUGCAUAAUGAGAUCUCCGGCGCUUAUACAUAAGUUACACCAUUGAAAUUUACAAAUAAAUGUGAAGUAUGAUAUUAAAGAAUAACAAUGUCAAUUUUCAGUUCAUUAUCAUGCAUGAUUAGCAUGUUACACAUUGGCAUAUUUAAAAAGAUGAAUUUGAAAAUAUACAUUCCUAUGAAAUAUCAGGUUUUAAUGUUGUAACAUAAUGAAUGAG